This is a messenger RNA of Adineta steineri, 762 nucleotides long. The record is from the annotation of a GenBank genome assembly. Lineage: Eukaryota; Metazoa; Rotifera; Eurotatoria; Adinetida; Adinetidae.
AUGCACAUUAUCUUUCAUGUAUUAUUAAUCGUUGCUAUAUUUACAUUUAGUAUCCAUUGUCAAGGCGGUGGAGGUGAUGAUUAUGACGAUGAUGAUUAUGACAGUGGUGAUCAUGAUAGUGAUGAUGAUUACAGUGUUGUUAUAGUUGGUCUUUUAAUCUUUAUAUUUGAUAACGAGAUCAUUCUUCUCCUUUGGAAUACAUUAAUAAAAAUAUUAAAUGAAAAUUAUACUGUUAUAGUUUCAUUAGUAGGUGCAUCUCUUGCAAUAUAUAUUAUCGUAUUAAUACGCAAUUGGGUUCUAUCCGAUGAUACAUCACACUUGUCAAAUGUAACAUUCGUUAAUGAAGUUGAUUCAACUGACAAUGAGACUAAUGUGAAGAGCUCGGACAGUCUUUUUUCAUCAGGUCAAUGGAUAAGUCGUUAUUUUCAAUAUAAACAAUGGCAUGGACCUCAUCUUUUUUCACUUUUCUUUAACCACAAACAACAAAAAGUGACAGGUUCAGGGGAAGACGAUGUUGGUGAAUUUUCUAUCGAUGGUAUAUAUUCGCUUAAUACUCGUCGAAUUGCUCUCACGAAAAAAUAUCAAAAAGGUACAGGAAAUUCAUCACAGAAUUUGGGACAUACAGUGAACAUCCAACUUAAAUGGGAUUCCCAAAAGCAAUUAUUCCAUGGUAAAUGGUAUGUCAAAACGAAGAAAUAUCAAGGUGAAGACAAAUUUGAACUUCAAUUUGAUCAAUCAACGACAGUUGUUGAUAAACAAUAA